Molecule: messenger RNA, 1877 nt
Organism: Morus notabilis
Lineage: Eukaryota; Viridiplantae; Streptophyta; Magnoliopsida; Rosales; Moraceae
Exons: 5
Coding region: 232-1407 (391 amino acids)
Source: RefSeq, a predicted model, not a curated record
CAACUUACCCACCCCGCCGCUACGACGGACGAAACUCCAAUCUUAAAGCGCCAAGCCAUUUUUCUUUUUCUUUUUCUUUUUUUUUUCUUAAAAUUUUUUUUUUGGGACAAAAAACCGCGACUAAGUUAAGUGCUUGAUUACGAAUUUGCUGUUUUUUCCCGCGGUAUUUCCCUUCCAAUUUCAAACCUCUCCAGUUUCAGAUCACAAAAAACCCUUUGAAAGCUCGCUCCUAUGGCGGCCCCGUCGCCAGCCCUAAGCAGCAACAGCUCUGACACCGCCGCCACCGCCACCACCGCCACCGCCACCACCGCCACCGCCGCGGCCGUUCCCGUCUCAGCUCCCGCUCCUCCCGCCGUGAACACCGUCCACCGUACGGACACGCCGCCGAAGACCCUUCGCGGUCUCAACAAGCCUAAGUGCAAGCAGUGCGGCAAUGUCGCGCGCUCCAGGUGUCCUUACGAAUCAUGCAAGAGUUGCUGUGCCAAAGCUCAAAAUCCAUGUCAUAUUCACGUGUUAAAAGCAAAUGCAACUUUUCCUGAUAAGGCUCCAACUUCAAGUUCUCCUUUUUUCGAUCAGCAGUCUACCGAGGCACCAUCUUCCGUGAAUUCACAUAGAGUUGCAUCCUUCCGGCAACUUUCAAACACCUUUUCUCAAUUCAAUAAUGUGCAAAUUCCGUUUCGUUCAAGGAAGGCAUUAACCAGAAAGGACGCAGCAGCUAUAAAUGAAUGGAGAUUUUCCAAGCUUAAGGAAUACAAGGAUAGAAAUAUUGAAGGGGAAAAUGAAGGUUUUGAUCGGUACAUGCAAAAUAUUAGCUUAUUGGAAGAACUAUUUUCCACAAAAACUAUUUCAGAUGGGUUAAUCGAAGAUGGGUCGGAGUCAUCUAUAUCUAACCGUAACCCUACUUCCAUUGAAGAUGACAAUGGGGCUACAAUCUCAGGGCUGAAGUUGAAGCUGAGAUCAAACCCUGGGAGAACUAGUAACUUCAGAAAGAGGAUAUGCCAAAUUGUAGAUCAAGGGUUGGAAAAGCUUCAGAAACGGCAGUUGGGUGACUGUGAUGAUGCACCAGUUAAUUCAAAGGAGUUGGACGAAGAGCCGAAAAGAGCAAAAGAUUGGUGGGUUGGGAGGGCUUCAACUUUAAAUGACCUUAUUGAUAAGCUAAACAAAGCCCGAAAUGAGGAGGAUCUAAAAUCCUGCUUGGAGGUAAAAUCUCAGCUUUUCAAUCCUCAUACAGAUCGUCAAUUAGAGCCUCCGACCACAGAGCUAUCGACCGAGCAGAGUGAUAAAGAUGAUUUGGAAUCCAAAAAAGAAAUAACAUAUUCGUUGCCGAAAUUGAUUAGUACAACUGAAAUUGAUCAACAAACGCUCACAAGUGUUGAUGCGCACUUUUCUUCCAUGGAGCAAAUAUGAAAUCUUAUGAUUAGACAAGAUUUAGAAUAGGAUUUGGACUGUAGAUUAGCCAAUUGCAAGGAUUACAAGUUUAAGGGGGGAAAAAAAAGUGAUCGAUUUCCUCAUGUAAUAUCAUCCUAGAAUACAUGUUUAGUUCAUAACACACUGUUCAUAUGUUAAGUGCCUUCAAUUUGUAUUUUUGAUUUUGAAUCUAAGGUGGUUUUCCUCAUUACUUCUUUAGAGGCAGUAUGGAGCAGAACUAUUCAUUUAAGUCCUUGCCUUUCUUUCAAGGUGAGUUGCAAAAGAAAAGUGAUGGUAAUGGACUUGGUAUUUUAUGUCACAAAAGGGGCUCUUUUUGUGUGUGUGUGUGUGUGUGUGUGUUCAACAUGUCAAUAUUUCAUGUAAUAUGUUUGAAGGCUAGAGUAUUUACAUAGAUUCAACUUUUUCAAGUCUUGAUUGUUCUUAUUGCCUGGCUGUUUUAUUAAAGAGAA